AUGGGGCAGCGGAAUCGACGGGAAAAGCAGAAAGGAAAACGAGUGAGGGUGCUAAGGAGAAGUGAAAGGCUUGAUGGGGCACCUAAUGAACACGUACCGGCAGACCAGGCAACACACGCAGCACCGCGCAUACCUGGGAGAUGUGGACCACACUCAUGCGAAGAGGAGAAGGUCUGCGUGCCUGUCAAAGAUAGUCCAGAUCAACACUACUGCGUUAAAAGCAAACAGGGAAAAUGUGAGAGACACUCUUGCGCUAAUGAAGAAGCUUGUGUGCCUGUACCUAAAACCAAUGGCACAACACUCCAUUAUUGCUUAUGUGUUAAUGGAGGUGAACCGCCUAGUAAAGACUUCAAAUGUCCAAGGAACACAGUGCCAGUAGUUCUGAAGCCAGUCCUGAACGUCCAGCCUCCGAGCAGCACUCGGAACAACUCAGACGGCGCGAGGUUCACCGUCUCGCCUACGGGAGAAGUGCCCAACUCAUUGAUCAGUGACGUUCUGCCGGAAUCAGUAGGAACAGCGGGUACCGAAACAGGGGUGUACAGUGGAACCGUUAGCAACAAUUCCGCUCUACUAGCUGCCAGCGCUAUCGUGGGGGCUCUCAUGCUAGUCAUCGUGUUCGCUCUGGUAGUUAUAUGCUACCUCAAAAGACGGAUAUGUGUUGUAGCAGGAAAAGGGCAACCGCGUGUGCGACCAGGAGAACCUCUGCUUGCUGAACGGUAUAUAACGAAUCCGCAGUACGGAGUGUGCGGCGCAGGCACGGCGGCUGCCCCGGCUCCGGCGACGCCCGCGGCGCUCCCGGCUGUCACCACGGACGUAACGAGUGACCAAGUUCCGCUUUUGGACAGGAACGCUUUAACCUUCCUUGAAGAAGUCGGCGAAGGAUGCUUCGGGAAAGUUCAUAAAGGGUUACUGCGCCUGGAAACUGACGAACAGGUGGUCGCAAUUAAGGUUCUCAAAAAGAGCGCUGGACGUAGCGCGGAAGAGGACUUUGUGAGAGAAGUUUCUAUUAUGUCUGCAUUCCGACAUUCGAAUAUUUUAAGCCUCAUUGGAGUGGUACACAGAGAAGACACCGACUCAAGCCCUUGGAUGGUGUUCGAGUACAUGGAAUGGGGAGACUUGGCCGGCGUGCUGCGCGGCUGCCGCGGCGGCGGGCGCGCCGGGCCCACGCUGGACGACGCCGCUCUUCUGCACGUGGCGUUACAAGUAGCUCGCGGCAUGGAGUACCUGGCUUCCCGCCGUUUCGUACAUCGUGAUCUCGCCGCCAGAAACUGCCUCGUUGGAGCUAACCUCGCUGUCAAAAUCGCCGACUUCGGAAUGUCACGCGACGUAUACACCUGCGACUACUAUAAAAUGGGUGGCGAGCGGCCCAUGCCAGUGCGAUGGAUGUCCCCCGAGAGCAUAGUUUAUGCCAGGUUUACCCACGAGUCGGACGUGUGGUCCUACGGCGUAGUUCUCUGGGAGAUAUACAGCCGCGGCAAACAACCGUUCUACGGACAUACUAAUUUCGAUGCCUCAAAACUUAUUCUCCAAGGUAUCGUUCUAGUGCCACCAGAGAAUUGUCCACGUUUCGCGUGCGAACUGAUGCGCGGAUGCUGGAGGACGGAUCCGCGGGAUAGGAUAGGAUUCGAAGAGAUCUGUAGAAAAUUGGAGAUAGCUGCGUCGGCAGGUGGAGAAACACAGAUACGGCUGCCGCGACCGCCACCGCCUCCGCAGGACUCGGCCGGAUACUUGAUCCCCGCGCCGCAGCCGCCAGUGGACUACUUGGCUACGAUUCCCGACCCCGAGUCGAGCGAGGAUGAGGACGAGGACGACGAGUACACGUGACGAGGCGCGGCGGCCGCCGCGAGCCCGGCGGAAGCCCGCCCCUCGGCGCCCGCGUCGCAGUACGUGCCGCGCACCACGCCGCCCGCCGUAUCGGCUCUCACCUUCUCAUUUCUACCCCAAACCACCGUCGCUCAUUUCGAAUGUUAAAACGGAAUAGCGUGAGACAAAUGGACGUCUAGGAGACUCGAUGGAAUAAUACUCAAUUAUAAGUACCAAUUAGUGUGAUAUUUCCAUAAUAAUUUGUAGCCAAAUUGUUCAUAUGUAUUAAGUAUAAAACAAACGGUGUUAAGUAAGGUUCCGUAUUUUAAUAAGAAUCGCGAGAAAUGUGUGAUCCAAUUAGGACUUG
Messenger RNA from Cydia amplana, 2170 nucleotides. RefSeq names its product BDNF/NT-3 growth factors receptor-like. NCBI's taxonomy places the organism in Eukaryota, Metazoa, Arthropoda, Insecta, Lepidoptera, Tortricidae. Gene Ontology annotation, biological process: positive regulation of kinase activity; multicellular organism development; protein phosphorylation. The transcript is spliced from 9 exons. The record is from RefSeq and is a predicted model, not a curated record. The coding region runs from base 1 to 1824 and encodes 607 amino acids. Gene Ontology annotation, cellular component: signaling receptor complex; plasma membrane; axon. Gene Ontology annotation, molecular function: transmembrane receptor protein tyrosine kinase activity; neurotrophin binding; neurotrophin receptor activity.